UGGGAUUGUUUGGAUAAUGAUUCAAUAAGAUUCAGUAUCCACGAGUCCCCCCGCUUCUUUAUCCGGACGUCAGCGGGCAGCCAAAUGGAGGGGAAGAUGUCGGGGAAGAGUUUUCGCGUGAGCGACGGUGACUGGAUUUGCCCAGAUAAAAAGUGUGGGAAUGUAAACUUUGCUAGAAGAACAAACUGCAACAGAUGUGGCAGAGAAAAAACAACGGAAGCGAAGAUGAUGAAAGCAGGAGGAACUGAGAUAGGGAAGACCCUGGCGGAGAAAAGCCGGGGCCUUUUCAGUGCCAAUGACUGGCAGUGUAAAACUUGUGGGAAUGUGAACUGGGCCCGGAGGUCAGAGUGUAAUAUGUGCAACACCCCUAAGUACGCAAAGCUAGAGGAAAGGACAGGCUAUGGUGGCGGUUUCAAUGAAAGGGAGAAUGUGGAGUACAUUGAACGUGAAGAAUCUGAUGGUGAAUACGAUGAGUUUGGCCGUAAGAAGAAAAAGUAUCGUGGGAAAACCGUCAGCCAGCCCGUUUCGAAGGAAAGUGCUAAAGAUGAACCGGAGAAUGAUGAUGACGAAGAUGAUGAGGAGGAAGAGGAAGAGGGAGACCUUUCGAAAUACAAAUUAGAUGAGGAUGAUGAUGAAGAAGAUGAUGCGGACUUGUCGAAGUAUGACCUGGACGCCAGCGACGAGGACGCCAAACCUGCUGCGAAGAAAAGCAGUGGGUCGGGCUCGUCACGUUCCUCAUCGCGCUCUUCCAGCUCCAGCUCACGGUCCAGGUCCAGGUCCCGGUCCAGAAGCUCAUCCAGUUCCAGGUCGAGAACCCGCUCCAGCUCCCAAGACCGAGCUGGCUCGCGUCGGUCCAACUCCAGCUCAAGAUCUCGGAAGGGUUCGUCCUCCCCGAGAAAACGGUCUCACUCCAGCUCCCCUUCGUCUUCGCCCGAACGGGCCCAGAAACGGAGUCGCUCGAGGUCCUCGUCUGGCGAGAGGAAAAAAAGGCGUUCUAGAUCUCGAUCGUCUGAAAGGUUUGGGUUUAUGUGGAAUAAGCAGUGGUGUAUGUUUGUUACUGUCUGGUUAGGUUACACUUUCACCCAGGGGGGGCUGCUCUGUGUUCAGAAUUAAAGGAGCAUGUACUCGAGUCGGGUGCUUUGAAGUGACACCCAUGAAGCCAGGCUUUAUCUGCCUGCACUUGGCCAGUGUGCUUACCUUCCUUUCAAUCCUUUUGUUUUUGUUUUUUUUUCUCCUCCCCACCCCCACCCCCGAUCUCUCCCUUCAGGCGCGGAGGCUUUUCGUCUGGAUCCUCCCAUUCAGGCUCCCAAUCAUCAAGUUCAAAAAAGAAAUAAAUUUUAAACUUUCCCUCCCUUAAAGGAAGUUUAACUCGGAUCUGCGUAGAUCUAAAUCACAGUGCAUGUUGUUUCCAAUUCAGAUAAGUUGUUGAUGCUGUUCAGAUCUGCCUAUCAAUGGCAGUAUUUGCUGAGGUGUUUUGGGGGGCAGGGAGGGGGGAGGCGUUUAAUCAUCAUUUUCGAAAAUAUGCUUAAUCUCCUGCUAUCUGUACGCUGUCCAAACAAACUCUCCUUCAA
Messenger RNA from Brienomyrus brachyistius, 1571 nucleotides. It is a transcript of the gene zranb2, whose product is annotated as zinc finger, RAN-binding domain containing 2. Gene Ontology annotation, molecular function: RNA binding; lipopolysaccharide binding. The record is from RefSeq and is a predicted model, not a curated record. Gene Ontology annotation, biological process: RNA processing. Bases 85 to 1113 code for a protein of 342 amino acids. The transcript is spliced from 9 exons. NCBI's taxonomy places the organism in Eukaryota, Metazoa, Chordata, Actinopteri, Osteoglossiformes, Mormyridae.